GCUUAUAUCCGUAUUUAAAGGCGCCAACCAAAGACCUGUUUAGGAAUAGCUUCACAAAUCUGCCAUCUUUUACGUGUAGCUUCAGACACACAUCAUCCAACAGUCCAUUACAUUGUUUACCCUAACCAAAAUGCCAGAGGAAACGGCAGCUGCUUCAACCACCGAAAGCAUGGAGGAAAAACCUUGCUCAUCAAGUGCCGCUGCAGACAGCUCCAUUGAUGUAACUGAGGAAGCAAAGAAGCUGAUUGGUACAGGCAACCGGCACUUGGUGAUGGGUGAUGUUGUGUCUGCAGUCAGUGUGUUCCAGGAGGCCUGUGCCAUGCUAGCUGAGAAGUAUGGAGACACUGCUGAUGAAUGUGGAGAAGCUUUUUUCUUGUGUGGGAAGGCCCUUCUGGAACUUGCUAGGAUGGAGAAUACAGUGCUUGGCAAUGCUUUAGAGGGAGUCCCAGAGGAAUCCUCUGAAGAGGGAGACAAACAGAAUGAUUCCAAGAUUGAGAGUGCAGACAACCUGGAUGAUGAUGAGGAAGAUGACGACGAUGAUGAGGAAGAGGGGGAUGAUGCAAAGGAUAAGGAAAGUGAAGAGGAUGAAGUUGGAAACUUGCAGUUGGCUUGGGAGAUGUUGGAGGUUGCGAAGGUCAUUUAUAAAAGAAAAGAAAGCAAAGAAGAUCAGCUAAUGGCAGCACAGAUCUACCUGAAACUUGGAGAAGUUGGUGCUGAAUCUGGUAACUACAGCCAGUCUCUGGAAGAUUUUCACGAAUGCUUGGCCUUGCAGUUAAAACACCUUCCCUCUCAUAGCCGUCUUUUGGCUGAGACUCACUACCAGUUGGGCACAACUUACAACUACACAACCCAGUACAGCAAAGCCAUCGAGCACUUCAACAACUCCAUCAAAGUCAUCGAGAGCCGUCUCUCUAUUCUUCAGGAGGCGAUAGACAAGGCGGAGGGUGCAGAGGCAGCACAGGAAGAAAAGAAUGAGCUGGAAGAGUUGAAACAGUUACUGCCAGAAAUUAAAGAGAAAAUAGAAGAUGCUAAGGAGUGCCAGAGGACGGCUGCGACAGCCUCUGCAGAAAUACAUCAGACACUUGGAGGAGCCUCCACUUCAUCUGCAUUCCCUGCUGAAAAUGGUGGUCCAUCUUCGUCUACAGCUAGUCAGAUUGUUGUGAGGCCAGCUGAUGGUGCAUCUUCAUCCAAGUCUGCAUCAGAUAUUUCUCACCUCGUACGCAAGAAGAGGAAACCAGACGAGGAGAGUCCAAAAAAGGACAGUGAUGCUAAAAAGACUAAACAGGAGACCUCAGUUAAUGGCAGCGACGACUCCGCCCACAACGGCAAUGGAGUCGAGGAGAAAAUGGAACAGGAGCCAACCAAUUCUUCCUCUGUGGAAACCUCAGCAUGAUGGGCUUCUCCUUCCUGCCACUUACUCUUCAACCAGCAAAGCAUGCCUGCCUCACUCAUUCUCCAUGAGCAGUGUUUUGUCUUUGUUUUGUAAAUAAAACCGUUUUCUUUGUCUGUCCAAUUUUGUAUAAUUGUAGUUCUCUAUCAAUAAAGGAUUUGCAUACGUGAA
This is a messenger RNA of Paramisgurnus dabryanus, 1561 nucleotides long. The record is from RefSeq and is a predicted model, not a curated record. Lineage: Eukaryota; Metazoa; Chordata; Actinopteri; Cypriniformes; Cobitidae.